AAAGUAAAAAGCAAAACAUGAAUAAGAGAGUUGGCAAGAGGCCCUUGGUUCGCGGCGUGGCGAGGGGAGGAGAGAGGAGGAGGGUGCGUGGCGAUAUUGUGGUGCGGCUCGGCUCGGCUCGGCGCGACGGCCUUCGAGCUAGGUGCAGUGUUCGCUAGAAAGAAGAACGAGUCUGCGCAUGCUCGCACCCCCUCCCGUGGAAUUACGGUCGACGCCACGCGACUCUUGCCCCCACUCCUCGCAGAGCGUGUGUCAUGCUCCGGGUAGCUGAGUGCGUGCCGCUGUGCUGCGCUCUGGAGGGGAUAGGGGCGCGUGGAGAAGCAUCCAAGUGGGACGAGAGAAUUGACCAGAAGUGAGAGGUAGACGUUAAGGGAAAAGAGGGGGUUCAGGAAGAGGGUGACGAACUAGCGCCAGUAGUCACGAAUGAUCCCUGUUCUGAAACGGUCGUGUGUGUAUUUUGAGUGUAUGAACCAAGGAAUGAUUGGAUAAGAUAAACUCGCAGCUCAAAGGACAUUCACCAAUUUACAUAACUGACUGUUUUCCAACUAUGCCCUUCGAAAGUUAUCAAAGUGACACUGGACCCGCGAUUGUCCCUACACUGAAUAUGCGCAGCCCUGGACCUUUAAUGCUCUCCUCUUUCACUUGCUCCCAAGAGUGUUUUCUUUUUUUCGCCCUUCUGCCGAUGUGUUCGGAUUAAUGGUCUGCGAAAUCGGCAGGCGAUGUCAGGUUGUUUUGAGCCUCGCUCCGUCUUUCGUUCGUCUUGAGGGGGAUUCCUGCUUCGUCAAAAUGCUUCUCCCCUGAUUAAUUAACAACAAGUGCGCUCAAAUAAUGUUAUUUAAAUCAAUAAAGCCAAAUGCAAUAUUGAGACAACGUAAUUUUCAACGUUUCAUGAUUCUGAAACCGAGUCUAAGGGCUGUUUAGUGACGCAGUGUUUGGCCCUUAGUGGGUGAGUGUCUGUGUCUGCAAUGUGCAUAUGGUUUUUUACCAUUCAUUUUCGAGUUAAGUGUAAAUAAUGUGCUUCCUUAACAAGCCAUCAGCUCUGCUCAAAAUGUUCUAUCAGGAGGAAUUUAUUUCCGACUUGAGAAGAAAAAAUAAUGGUGUGUUCAAAAUCGUAUUCAAUGUGUUACUUUGGAUAACAACUGUUUCGAUAGAAACACUACUUGAUAAUACGAUAGCACGAGGAAUGCAUAGGAUUAAGUCGGAUGGAAAUAUAAGCGUGAGGCUCAUUUUAAUUUGGUGUUGGCUGUCGGUUGCAACGAGGGAAAUUAAAGCAACCGUGACCUCGACUCCAAAUGAUUCCAUAAUUUUUUCUAUUUCUUCGUACAAACCAAUUACAACAACCGAAGCAGUUUAUCAACGUUUUGCCAUUGAGCCAAUGGAUCAAACUGCCGUCAUUGGAAGUCGAGUGACUCUGCCUUGCAGAGUGCUCGAUCAGAAAGGACCCAUUCAAUGGACAAAGGACGGUUUUGGUCUGGGAGCUGUAAGAAACCUUACGGGAUAUGAACGAUACGCUAUGGUUGGGAGUGAUGAAGAAGGUGACUUUUCUUUACACAUAUAUCCAGUUGAAUUGGAAGACGACGGAAUAUACCAGUGCCAAGCCUCGCCCACCAAUGACGGGCAACCGGGGCUCAGAUCAAGAGAUGCUCGACUCAGUGUUCUAGUUCCUCCGCAGAAGCCUGAAAUUCUUCAGGGUUCAUUUCUUGUCACGACGGAAGACAGAGAAUUGACGAUAGAAUGCAUUAGUCGCGCGGGAAAGCCACCAGCAGAGAUCACUUGGAUCGACGGGCUAGGAAACGUAUUGCACAAUGGAAUUCAAACCAAGUGCGAACAGUACCAAGAUGGUCCGUUGUCGACUGUAAGGUCUGUUUUAACAGUGACGCCACGAAAGGAGCAUGACAACACAACCUUCACUUGCCAAAGUCAAAACGCAGCGGAUCGCACUCCACAAAACGCUAAGCUUAGAGUAGAGGUGCGAUAUGCCCCAAAAGUUUCAUUGAAAAUACGCUCUGGCAUGUCAAAAAACAAUAAAAUUAUCGAGGGAUCUGAACUUAGGUUUAAAUGUAGAGCAGAGGCAAAUCCGUCGAGUAUGGAGUACAGGUGGUACAUUAAUGAUAAGAAAGUAAUUGGAGAUUAUACAACGGAAAUGAUAAUUCAUAAUGUGACACGUGAACUUCAUGAUGCUAUAGUAAAAUGUGAAGUGCACAAUGACGUUGGAAAGAGCGAAGAAACCGAAACUCUUGAUGUUACAUAUGGUCCCCAAUUUCGACAUCCACCGAGUUCCGUUGAAACACACUACGGUUCAACGGAAGUUCUGCAAUGUGAUGUAGAUGGCAAUCCGUCGCCCGAAAUCUUGUGGGUUCAUGAGGAAUCCGAAAGAGUUGUUGCAACAAGUUCAAACAUAAGCAUUCUCGUCACACCAGAAACAGCUGGAAAGUAUUUUUGUAAAGCUCAUGUACCUGGUUUUGCUGAACUAACUGGUUUUGCUAGUAUCUACAUUCGUGCCCCGCCCAAGAUUAUCUCUCAAAAGACGCAGUACGUUCCGGACGAGGGAAUUAUUAAGGUGAAAUGUGUCGCGAUAUCUGUGCCGAAAGCCGAAGCAGUCUCAUGGAAAUUCAGUGGGCAAGAGUUGAACUCUUCCCCUAAUAGCACACUAUUCACUAUUCAAGAAGAGUUUUCUUCAGAGAGAGUUAUCAGUACUAUUGUUCUUCUGGAACCAACUACUGCGUAUUUUGGAAAUUAUAACUGUACAGUUACUAAUAGUUACGGUUCGGAUUCCGCAAUUAUUAAACUCACCACUCACACAUUAAUCCCAGUUGACUGGCAACUUAUUUUAAUUGUUGUGGGUCUCGUCGUGUGUGUGAUUCUGAUUGGCACCAUAAUCGUCCUCAUAUUACAUUGCCGAGACCGCAUCAAGCAGCCCAGGCCCAGAUUAGCCCAAUCUCAAGAUAAUGACAUUCAAACUGAUUCGAGCGCUGAACGAUACCGAGAGAGCGAUAGAAGUAGUAAUCUAUCAGACGUUAAAGCGGACAUAAGAGCCGGAUCGAGUGUUAGCAAUGCGGAAAGUGUCAUAGCUCUCGAUAGCGAAGGAGAAGGAAGUACGCGGGGCAUCAAUGCUCUUGCACUAGCUGGUCCAGUAGUGACUCCGAUUGCAAAUUACCGCUACAGUGCCGACUACACUGAGCCUACUUUUCCACCUAAGAAUAAUGAUGGUAGCAAUAACAAUGGUUAUGUUCCGUAUGUUGAUUAUACGCGAGAUUAUUUGCCGCCGACAACUCAAGGAAUAGGUUCUUCUCGAGAAUCUCUCAGUCGUAUUCCUGUAAGUGGGAUUUUGGGUUCCAAAAAAAUUGGAUUCAGUUCUACUAAUUUGGAAUCGACUUCACCACAAGCGACAAUAAUUGAUCCUCGUUAUUCUGCAGCCUACGGCAAUCCUUAUCUAAGGACUCCAGUUGCCGAGCAAUUCAGGCAUGCUCCACAUGCGGCCAUACCAGGAGUCACACCAGCUCCUCCACCAUACACCUCAGCAAUGAGGAUGAAUAGUUUAAAUACAUUAAACGGUGCUGGUCCACAGCCUCCUCUGGCCGCACACUACAUCACAGGUGGAUCGAAUGGAGGCAUCACAACUGUGAAGCGUUCUUCGGCAGUGACCACACUGGCGACUCACGUAUGAGACAGGAGAAUUGAUUUCACCUAGAAUCAAUGAUCAACCAUUCCGUUCUACGUCAAGAUAAUUAAUUCGCUUAUUUCCCAAUUUGCGAAAUGUCUUUACAAGUCACUUAUUAUGCGUAUAAUAAGUGUAGCACAAUGUGUAUCUUCAUAUCAUUAAAUAUUUCAAUCAAUCGUCUCACUUCACAUAUUUUCUUAAAAAUGAUCUUAAAGGUCGUGAAAUAAUGUCACUUGUAAAAAGGUUAAGAAUCUAGUCGUUCGUCAAACAAAUUAACUCUCUCCGAUACAUUGAAUGUUCGAGAGAAAUUCUAAUCUCCAAACUUCUUCAAGUGAGUUUCCACACGUUCCUCAAGUUGAAAAUGACUGAAUGGAAUCUCACACUUUUCAUGUAGAUUUGUCAUUGAAUCAUUCAUCAUUGAAAUAGUUGAAUUUUACUCAAUACUCGGGAAUACUCGGGAACUCACUUCAACAAGUUUCGGUAAGUAAUAUAGCAAAUUUUCUGUUUUUUCAAAUUUUUAUAAAACUAGCCAAAAUUAUCAAAAGAAAACAAUUUUGUAAAGUAAUGGUACCACUAACUUCGCGCUUAUUGCUGCCCAAAGAAAUUUCCCUUCAAUUUUUUAAACUCAUUUCACAAGCAUAACUAAUUCGUCCUUGACUGUUAAUGUAAGAAAGACAAUUCUAUCUUAAACUUAAAAAGAUAAACUUUCGUGUUUUUCUCAGUUUAUACGGAAAAACAAUUACGGAAAAACUAAUAGCUCAAAUUGAAGAUGAUCUCUUAAUUUUAAUUUACUUCUGGUUCGUUCAAGUGCAAUAUUUGUUUUUCUCUAAGAAAAAAAAACCGUUAUUUACCUUAUUAAACUUUGGAUGAAUUUUUUUUGUUAUCAACCUGUCUGUGGAAAAAACAGGAUUUUAUUACGUGGUAAUUUUUCCUUACUACCUUGUUGUGUUUAAAUUAUUAUUUCAAGCGUUUUUUUUACAAAUAUAAUUUCUAUUUUACACUCAUUAAAUUAUAUUACUCUUAAAGCUUUAAUUAAGGUUACUGCUCAUUUUUUAAUUUAGAUACAUUUUUAAUAGAACUAACAUAUUUGAUUACAUUCUUAAUGAUUAAAAGUAUUUUAAUGAAAUUUGUUGACAUUCAGUUUUACAUACUUUUGCAAAGAUAUUGAAAAGUAUUUUAUUCUCUUUAAUUUUAUUUCUAAUUUUAUUAUUUUAAUUGAAAAAUGUUUGUAUCAAACGUUUAGAAAAUUGAAUUAAGAAUUUUAAAUUGAUUUUAGUUAAAAUUUAAAAUGUCUACGAAAAAUUGAAUUAAUUAAAAAAAUUUGUUUCGCAUUGUAAAGAAUUUGGCCACAUUUGCACAAUUUAUGAAGCUUUUUUUCAUAUUCAUUCGGUUAAAAAGUGCAAUAGUCUUUUUGUCAAUUUGUUUACGUUAAAUUAGACCAAAUGAAGAGAUCAGAAAGCAAAGUUCUUUAGAUAUCGAUAGUGUAUUGAAAAUAAUCUUAUAUAGCAAGAGUGGUGAAAAGAAGCCCAUUAGGAAAAUAUUGUAAAAUUUGACCUGACGACGCACGAAUAUUAAAAAUUUCGAGUAUGUUUUCAAGAAACUAAAUAUGAAAAUAAAUAUGAAAUAUAUUUUAUUACAGUUCAGUUGUUGAUUCUAAAAGAUACUAAAACAGUAUUGACAAUCUAACGUUGUAAAAAAUAAGUCAAUAAACAGGAAUAUUGAAAGCUAUGGGCUUCUUCAACUAAAUAGACGUUGUGCAAGACCAUUCUGUUAGUUAGCAACUUCGCGAUUCUAAAUUGUACAUAUAUUUUAUAAAAUAUACAUUUUCAUUCGUGCACAUAAAUAAUAUGAAAAAAAGCAAAGCAUUAUUAGACUGUUUUCAAAUAUAAAAUCUAAUAUUUGUACUCAAUCAACGUGUUGGCAUAGUAUUUAAGAGGGUAGUCGACGAUUCUGCUUUAAAUUGAAAUUUUCUCAAGCUUUAUUCUUCAAAUUUCAUAUAUUAUUACAUUUGAAUAUAAAAUAAAUAAAAAAAAAAAAGAUUUUCAAAUCACCAUCGAUGUAAAUAAAAAACGAAAACUCUUUUAUAAUUUUUUACAAUCGAGUAAGUCGCACUGAAUUAACACGGAAUUUCAAUGUGAAGCACAAAAGUCGUUUACUUUCUUAAGUCAAUAAAUAAUGAUAUAGACAAGAAUUAAUGUAUAAUACGGUGAAUUAAUAGGAGUCCACUUUUUUUCGAUGUGAUGUAUCAGUAGUGAAUCAAGUUUAAUUAAACGGAUAUUCAGUAUUCUCUUUAUUAGAAAGCUGAUUAGAAUACAUUUGAAAAGAACGUGUUUGAAAUUUCAUUAUUUCGAAAAACUAUAUAAAGUCAAAUGUAUAUAAUUGAUGAUGUAAUGAGUGCAAGUUUACAAUUAACUGUUUUCUCUUCUUUGUAAUGUCGAGACUUGGAAACUAUUUUCAAUUCUGUAUUUGUAAAAGUGAAAGAUGAAAAAAGUAAGAGAUACUAUGGAAAUUCUUGUGUAAAUGACUGACGAUUUAUAAUUUCGCGCCAAUGGGAAUUGCUUAAUUACAAAAGUUUUUCCGUAGUGACAAACGAUGAAUAAAUUAUUAGGAAAAUUUUUCUCUUCUCGAAUGUUCUAAUCCGCUUGUUCAUUAUACUAAUGUGUAAAUAUCCACGUACAAUAUGAAUUUCCUUGGUUUGCAUUUUGCAAUUACAAUGACGUUCUCUAAAAUAUGGUACAUAGUAAUAUGCUCCAAAUUUUUUAUACUAUUCAUAUUCAUAUAUAAUAGGAAAGAAAAAAUUUGAAAUAUGUUUCCACUUGGCCUGAACUAUUUGUGUGAUAAGAGAAUGUUUUCCAUUUAAUAGAAAUGCAACGUGUGAAUUGUAAAAUAAAUAUUGUUAAUAAUUAAGCAAUAAAUCAGUUGUCAAUACGAUAUUAGAGCCUAUAGACUUAUGGCACUAAUUCAAUAAUUUUUAUUAUUGUAAGCAUGUUCGUUCUUCGAAUGCGAAUCUUGAAAAUUGAAAUAUGUAAAUACUUUUAAAAAGAGCGUGUAGUUGAAUAAAUUAUGAUCUUAUGUAUUUUUUUUACCGUGCGUUCAAACAAAUAUCGAGUAUUUGUCUCUCGUCACAGCUCAGGCAUAAACGCUACCUAUACUUAAAUAAAUAACAGUGACAAACGCUGUUAAAAAUACUCAAAAAAAUAAGUGAUUUUUUGUACACAUACUUCGAAAAUUAGAUUCUGUCAAGUAAUUAUGCAGAAUUUAUGACAUUGCCUAACUAAUGAUGUAGCCUGAUUAUCACACUGUUAUUCACAGAAAAAAGAAAUUGUUUGCCUACUUCGUAUCACAUCAUUUCAAUAGCCACCGGUUUCAAAUAAGUAGGAAUUGAUAUUUCCUUUUUGUAUCGACGCGACGAGGAGAAGAAAAUGAGCUCAACUCUGAAAAUCGUAAGAGUCAUUUUCGCAUAACAAUCGAUAGUGAAAAUGACUCUUGUGGUUUUAUUUACUCUUUAAAAAUAAUUUAAACAUAGAGGACACAUUUUCUUCUUCUUCUUAAAGAUUUAUUUGAAUGUUUUGAGUAAAUUAAAAAAGAGUUUCAAAACUAUGGCUUUGGAGGUUAAAAAAUAAUGUUGUGUAUUUCAUUAAGGUCAAUGAUUUUAAGUAAAAUUUACAAAACUUGGUUAAAAUCAAGUGGUGAUAGUUAAUUGAGCAAAUGAUGAUUUUCUAAAAUAGUGUUUCAAUAAUCACGCAACGAUCAUUAAUUAGUUACCUGAAUGCGUAUGUAAUAAUCUGCCUUGUACUCGAGGCAAGAUUAAUUUCGCUCAAACAUAAGAAAACUGCAUGGUUACGAAAGUAACAAUAUGAUUGUAUUAUUAAGCCCAGUGUUAGUAUGCCACGCACCAUGUACUCAAGUAGUGUAAAAUUCUCAAGACUUUAGUUCACAUGUACCAUAUUUACUAAAUCUUUUCAACAAAUUUUCGAAUCUAUUCGGCAUCAUCGUUAAAAUAAGCAUUUUAAAUUAAAGCGAAUGAAAAAGCUUUUCGGAAACAAUUUUCGUUCUCGCUUAGCAACUAAUUUAAAUUUUGUGCCAAAUUUAAAAUUGGCAAAAAUGAAAAUAACAAAGAAAGUCAGUUUUUAAAGAAAACUAUUCUGCUUCAUGGCAGUGAAUUAUAAAAUUAUAAAUAGUUCACUUUUACUCGUAAGCUAAUAAUAUAGAAAGUGCAUAUAUUGUAUAAUAAACGAACCCAUUUAUAAGCUUUAAUAUUUUUAAUAUAUAUAAGAUGUUACAUACAGAUAAACCAUAUUUUUCUUAUCCAAUUUCAAAAAAGAAAAAAAAUGGGUUUCGAGGAAAGGAAAAAUAAAAGAAAAAAAUUUCUAUAUCUCCAAAUCAGAAUAAGAAAAUUUCUACUAUAAUGAAAACGUACAGAUUCCAUUAGUAAUUUUUACCGAUGUAAAAUGGUGACUAUCAAAAUGGAUGAGUACUUUUUCAUAAAUCUAGAAAUUUAUAUUUAGGGAUGUAAUUAUAGAAAACUUAUAAUUAGCAUAAAAUGUUCCAAAAAGUAUUCUCUUUCACUCUUAUAUCUCAUUCUCUUUUUUUGUUUUUACGUAAUCAUACAAAUAUUUUUACUUUAUAAGAAGACAUUUUUAAAAUAUUUAAACAUUUCUUUUAUUAUUUCAUUUCUUAUUUUGUUUUAACUGUAAUAUAACUAAACACGAAAAAAGCAUUCUAUGUUUAUUGAUAUAUGAAAACAGUCUCUGUAAAUAUAUAAUUUAUACGUUGAAGAAUAGAAUACGCAUCUAUUUUGGCUGUUUUUCAACUCUCAUUCACAAGCAUGAUAAAGUAAUUCAAUAAUCUAAGAAUGUUUUAAUAUCACGAACAUCCGCUAUUU
Molecule: messenger RNA, 8546 nt
Organism: Leptopilina heterotoma
Lineage: Eukaryota; Metazoa; Arthropoda; Insecta; Hymenoptera; Figitidae
Product: irregular chiasm C-roughest protein-like
Exons: 13
Coding region: 1013-3667 (884 amino acids)
Biological process (GO): cell-cell adhesion
Cellular component (GO): cell-cell junction
Molecular function (GO): cell adhesion molecule binding
Source: RefSeq, a predicted model, not a curated record